AUGCGUGUUCAGUCUGUGCGACGGUUGGGUUUAGUUGGGUUGAGUUUGUCGGUGGGCGCAGGAAAAAGAAGUUUUAUUGAGUCCCCUCCCCAGCCCCAUUUCUUGGCCGUAGAGAUUGAGUGGUGGAUAGUCAUUAAUACCGCAGACGAUGCCGUAUUCGUGAAAUAUAUGGUCCAGGCAGGAAUUCAGGCUGAUUGUGGCAAAAAUGGGAUACUUGCAUUCCGUGAAACUAUAGCUAGAGUCCGAUGGACUAGACUACGUACUUGGGGUUUGCAAAAAAGUUUGCCUUGUACUGUGUACUUUACUCCUGAUCCCUUUUUCUGGUACCUCAGACGGAGGACGGAUAGAAGUUUGCUUGUUACAUCCGAUCCGUUAAGUCCGGAUUAUAGGUUACUUACUUUACUUGAAAUCAUGGCCCGCCUUUCCCCCCUUCUUUUCCCUACACAACAUCCCCUUAUGCCAGCUAUCCGGUGGUUUCCAGGGAGUUCCUCGGAUCGCAAGUGGGUCAAGCCCAACAGGGCCACUAAUAAUCAUUGUGACGGUCUUCCGCAACAACUCACAGUGGGGCGCCAUGGAAAGUUGGAGUCGGUUGGAAAAGUACUUGGGCUUAGGAUGCACUCGGUACCCUACUCCGGCCUGGUCGGCUUUAGGGCCCCUGCCGCUGGUAAGUUAUUGCCUACCCUGGAUGGUUGUAUGGUCCUCUUUUCUGGAAUUAUCCCUGAAUUGGGGAAGGAGUUGUGUGAUGAUGAUGGUGAUGACAUGACGAUGAAGGAGGAGGAUGACGAUGAUGAAAAGGAAAAAAAGAAAAGGUGGCGGUAA
Molecule: messenger RNA, 819 nt
Organism: Aspergillus niger
Lineage: Eukaryota; Fungi; Ascomycota; Eurotiomycetes; Eurotiales; Aspergillaceae
Exons: 7
Coding region: 1-819 (272 amino acids)
Source: RefSeq, a predicted model, not a curated record